This is a messenger RNA of Amorphotheca resinae ATCC 22711, 525 nucleotides long. RefSeq lists its product as hypothetical. The annotation marks the transcript as partial. The transcript has a single exon. NCBI's taxonomy places the organism in Eukaryota, Fungi, Ascomycota, Leotiomycetes, Helotiales, Amorphothecaceae. The record is from RefSeq and is a predicted model, not a curated record.
AAAAGAACGGUCUUCACCACAGUGACCCCGCUCCCUGCAGGAAUCAGCAGGGAGACAGUCAUGGAGACUCUCCAUUCUCCUACGGAGAUGGCAGAUCUCAAUCCCCUUGUUGAAGAGCGGCACCCGAUCAAACCACCAGCAAACGCCAGCCCGGAAGAAUACCAUUGUCUCUGGUACUCGCUCACAGAUCGCGUCUCAUACCUGCCGGGAGGAAUCAUCUCCGGCAAGGUCAGCUAUAACGUUUGCUUCCAUGACCUUGAAAGGGGCCUGCAGACACACUGCUACGCGCCGAUGGGGUUGAAUAUCAAAGGGAAAUGGACGCUGGGGGGCUCACUACCUGGAGAGCCCGUGGCGCCAGUAGAGCUGGGAAUUGGAGCGCCGUUGACAGGGCUGUACCUGCGGGAGGAUGUCGACAUGAAGUGCAAUAUCAUGAUGACGAGUUUCGUCAAGAAGACGCUCAAGAAAGCCCACUUGCAUCUCGUGGAGCGGCUCCUCGUCAAGGCUCAAAUCGCCGAGCGCGCCGUC